UCAGUUCUCCUGAAGUGAAAGUGUUUCUCUUUCAGCUGAGACGCCGUUUUAUUGCUGUUGGGAGAAAAUAAUAAUAAAAACUCCAACUCCAGGCAGAACCGGUGAGAUCAAUAAAGCCCAGCAUGGAGUGCUGAGUAAAAGAGUGUAAUUCAUUCAGUCCAAGAGAUCCGCGUCUUCAGGAAUCAGCAGUGAGUCCAUGAGCUGUGUGUCCAUACACUAAUAUUUAAAAAUGGAGAGCCGUGAUCUGGACACAGAUAAUGUGACCCCACCCUCAGAAAAGCGUAAACUCCAGAUGAAGAGAUCAGACUCACCAGAACCCAGCUGUGUCUCCAUGAAAAGUGAUUGGUCUAUAGAUCUUCCUUUGCGAUUUAACACUGGAAACCCCUCAUCUGUCCACAGUAAACUCCAGAUGAAGAGAUCAGACUCACCAGAACCCAGCUGUGUCUCCAUGAAGAGUGAUGGGUCUAUGGAUCCUCCUUUGCACUUUAACAGUGGAAACCCCUCAUCUGUCCACAGUGUUUUACAGAAGGCAGGAGACAGAAGAGAAAAGAUCUUCAUCACAGAUACAGGACACGCCCCAGAGUCUGCUGCUGGAAAUGACGUCCGGAAAAAAUUCAGAUUAAAUCUGAUGAAGAAGUUUCAGUGCUUAAAUGAAGUGAUGAUAAAGCAGGAAAACCGAGUGCUCCUGAAUGAGAUCUACACAGAGCUCUACAUCACAGAGGGAGACAGUGGAGACGUCAAUAAAGAACAUGAGGUGAGACAGAUCGAGGCAGCGUCCAGGAGAAAAACAACAGAGGAAACACAAAUCAAAUGCAACGACAUCUUUAAGCCCUUAUCUGAAGAAGACGAACCCAUCAGAACUGUAGUGACAAAGGGAGUGGCUGGUAUCGGAAAAACAGUCUCUGUGCAGAAGUUCAUUGUGGACUGGGCUGAAGGGAAAGCAAAUCAGGAUGUCCCCCUCAUAUUUCCACUUCCUUUCAGAGAGCUGAAUCUGAUGGAGGACCAAAACCUUCGUCUGAUGGAGCUCCUUCAUGUCUAUUUUAAGGAAACCAAAGAAACAGAAAUGUCUGGGUUGGGAAAGGUUCUGUUCAUUUUUGAUGGAUUGGAUGAGUGUCGUUUCCCUCUGGAUUUCCAGAACACAGUGAGAGUGUGUGAUGUAACUGAAUCAGCAUCAGUGCAUGUGCUGCUGAUAAACCUGAUCAAAGGGAAUCUGCUUCCCUCUGCUCUCAUCUGGAUUACCUCCCGACCAGCAGCAGCUGAUCAAAUCCCCUCUGAGUAUGUCCACCGAGUCACAGAGGUACGAGGGUUCAAUGACCCACAGAAGGAGGAGUACUUCAGGAAGAGGGUCAGUGAUCAGAGCCUGGCCGAGAACAUCAUCACACACCUGAAGUCAUUAAGAAGUCUCUACAUCAUGUGUCACAUCCCAGUCUUCUGCUGGAUUUCAGCCGCUGUUCUAGAGAGAAUGUUGAGUGAAGCAGAGAGUGGAGAGAUCCCCAAGACUCUGACUCAAAUGUACACACACUUCCUCAUCAUUCAGACAAACAUCAUCAGAGGAAAGUACUCAAAGAAGCAGGAGAGUGAUGAAGAAAUGCUUCUCAAACUGGGAAAACUGGCUUUUCAGCAGUUGGAGAAAGGCAACCUGAUCUUCUAUGAGGAAGACCUGAGAGAGUGUGGCAUUGAUGUGGCAGAAGCAGCAGUGUACUCCGGUGUGUGUACGCAGAUCUUCAGAGAGGAGGUUGGGCUUCACCAGAGUAAAGUGUACUGCUUUGUUCAUCUGAGCGUUCAGGAGCAUCUCGCAGCUCUGUAUGUUCAUCUGACCUUCAUGAAGGAAAAGAGAAAUGUUCUUGAUCAGAGUCAGUCCAGUAAUUUGUAUUUUUGGUCCUUUAAGACAAUUUCAGAUGUACACAGGAGUGCUGUAGAUCAGACCUUAAAAAGUCAGACUGGACAUCUGGAUCUGUUCCUCCGCUUUCUUCUGGGUCUCUCACUGAAGUCCAAUCAGAAACUCUUACGUGCCUUAGUAACACAGACAGGAAGUAGCUCCUGGACAGGAAAGAGGAAAACAGUUCAGUACAUUAAGGAGAAGAUCAGUGAAAAUCUUCCUGCAGAAAAAUCCAUCAAUCUGUUCCACUGUCUGAAUGAACUGGGUGACGAUUCUCUAGUGGAGGAAAUCCAACGCUACGUAAAAUCUGGAAAACAAAGUGAACUCUCUCCUUCACAGUGGUCUGCUCUGGUGUUUGUGUUACUGACUUCAGCACAGGAGCUGGAGGAGUUUGACCUGAGUAAAUAUACCAGGACAGAGAAGAUACCAGAGUGGGUUCUUGUGAAAGUGAUGCCUGUGAUUUCAGCAUCCAGAAAAGCAAUGAUCAGUUGUGAUACAAUUAAAGGGAGAAGCGCUGAAGCUCUGGUCUCAGUGCUCAACUCCGAAACCUCCAGUCUGAGAGAACUGCAUCUGACUGUGAAGACACUGGAUCUGACUAAUAAUAAACUAGAAGACUCAGGAGUGAAGUGUCUCUGUGCUGUACUGGAGAAUCCUCACAGUAAAGUGGAGACACUGAAGUUGUGUGAUUGUGGUGUCUCAGAUGAAGGCUGUGCUGCUCUGAGUUCAGCUCUGAGAUCAAACCCCUCACACCUGAGAGAACUGGAUCUGACUAAUAAUAAUCUGGGAGACUCAGGAGUGAAGCGUCUCUGUGCUGUACUGGAGAAUCCUCACUGUGAACUGGAGACACUGGGGUUGUGUGAUUGUGGUGUCUCAGAUGAAGGCUGUGCUGCUCUGAGUUCAGCUCUGAGAUCAAACCCCUCACACCUGAGAGAACUGGAUCUGACUAAUAAUAAUCUGGGAGACUCAGGAGUGAAGCGUCUCUGUGCUGUACUGGAGAAUCCUCACUGUAAACUGGAGAUACUGAGGAUCAGUUGUGAUACGAUCAAAGGGAGAAGCGCUGAAGCUCUGGUCUCAGUGCUCAACUCCGAAACCUCCAGUCUGAGAGAACUGCAUCUGACUGUGAAGACACUGGAUCUGACUAAUAAUAAACUAGAAGACUCAGGAGUGAAGCGUCUCUGUGCUGUACUGGAGAAUCCUCACAGUAAAGUGGAGACACUGGGGUUGUGGCAUUGUGGUGUCUCAGAUGAAGGCUGUGCUGCUCUGAGUUCAGCUCUGAGAUCAAACCCCUCACACCUGAGACAACUGGAUCUGUCCUUUAAUAAUCUGGGAGACUCAGGAGUGAAGCGUCUCUGUGCUGUACUGGAGAAUCCUCACUGUAAAGUGGAGACACUGAAGUUGCGGGGUUGUGGUGUCUCAGAUGAAGGCUGUGCUGCUCUGAGUUCAGCUCUGAGAUCAAACCCCUCACACCUGAGAGAACUGGAUCUGACUAAUAAUAAUCUGGGAGACUCAGGAGUGAAGUGUCUCUGUACUGUACUGGAGAAUCCUCACUGUAAACUGGAGACACUGGGGUUGUGGGGUUGUGGUGUCUCAGAUAAAGGCUGUGCUGCUCUGAGUUCAGCUCUGAGAUCAAACCCCUCACACCUGAGAGAACUGGAUCUGACUAAUAAUAAUCUGGGAGACUCAGGAGUGAAGCGUCUCUGUGCUGUACUGGAGAAUCCUCACUGUAAACUGGAGAAACUGAGAUGGUGGCUAUUUAAAGAUCCCAGCGUGCUCGCGGGGCGUGUGUGGGCAUGUGAGGACACUCCUCCUCACCAAUCAGUGCACAGUGACUGUGAGAGUCCCUCAGAGGCGCAGCGCAGUCUGUGGAUUCAGCUGGUCAGUUGUGAUACGAUCAAAGGGAGAAGCGCUGAAGCUCUGGUCUCAGUGCUCAACUCCAAAACCUCCAGUCUGAGAGAACUGCGUCUGACUGUGAAGACACUGGAUCUGACUAAUAAUAAACUAGAAGACUCAGGAGUGAAGCGUCUCUGUGCUGUACUGGAGAAUCCUCACUGUAAAGUGGAGACACUGAGGUUGUGUGAUUGUGGUGUCUCAGAUGAAGGCUGUGCUGCUCUGAGUUCAGCUCUGAGAUCAAACCCCUCACACCUGAGACAACUGGAUCUGUCUAAGAAUAAUCUGGGAGACUCAGGAGUGAAGCGUCUCUGUGCUGUACUGGAGAAUCUUCACUGUAAACUGGAGACACUGAAGUUGUGUGAUUGUGGUGUCUCAGAUGAAGGCUGUGCUGCUCUGAGUUCAGCUCUGAGAUCAAACCCCUCACACCUGAGAGAACUGGAUCUGACUAAUAAUAAUCUGGGAGACUCAGGAGUGAAGCGUCUCUGUGCUGUACUGGAGAAUCCUCACUGUGAAGUGGAGACACUGAAGUUGUGUGAUUGUGGUGUCUCGGAUGAAGGCUGUGCUGCUCUGAGUUCAGCUCUGAGAUCAAACCCCUCACACCUGAGACAACUGGAUCUGUCUAAGAAUAAUCUGGGAGACUCAGGAGUGAAGCGUCUCUGUGCUGUACUGGAGAAUCCUCACUGUAAACUGGAGACACUGAAGUUGCGGGGUUGUAGUGUCUCAGAUGAAGGCUGUGCUGCUCUGAGUUCAGCUCUGAGAUCAAACCCCUCACACCUGAGAGAACUGAAUCUGUCUAAUAAUAAUCUGGGAGACUCAGGAGUGAAGCGUCUCUGUGCUGUACUGGAGAAUCCUCACUGUAAACUGGAGACACUGGGGUUGUGUGGUUGUGGUGUCUCAGAUGAAGGCUGUGCUGCUCUGAGUUCAGCUCUGAGAUCAAACCCCUCACACCUGAGACAACUGGAUCUGACUAAUAAUAAUCUGGGAGACUCAGGAGUGAAGCGUCUCUGUGCUGUACUGGAGAAUCCUCACUGUAAACUGGAGAUACUGGGGUUGUGGCAUUGUGGUGUCUCAGAUGAAGGCUGUGCUGCUCUCGCUUCAGCUCUGAGAUCAAAUCCCUCACACCUGAGAGGCCUGGGUCUGAUUGGGAAUAAAAUAGAAGACUCAGGAAAGAAGCUGCUCUCUGCUCUUAAGGAUGAUAAACAUUACAAACUACAGACACUCUGGGUGUGAUGAACAUGUGUGUGUGAGAUGAAGACUCUGGUGUUCCUGCAUUUCCAUGUUGGGGAACAGACAACACCAUUCAUAAACACGUCAGUCGUUUAGUUCUAACAAAUGAAAGAGACUUGGAGACGUGGUCAGUGUGUGUUCAUGGUGCACAGUGAAUCAGACUGCACACAAUUCUACACUGAAUGUGGAACAACUUGUGAUCUGCAUGAAACUGCCUGGACCUCAGUCCCUUAAAAACCCUGAAAGAGCAGGUGAAAAAGCACAGGGACUCGAGCUGAACCCAGUCAGUGGAAGAUGGAGCUGAAAUGGACAGGAACAGUUUCAGGACAUUGGUGGGAUUCUCACCUGACAGGAUCGGCAUUUGGGAAGUUAAUCUGAGGAAGUCCCGAGGAGACUCACUACAAGGCACAUUUAUCACUUUGUCCUUUGGUUGGUAUUUAAUAUACUCACUGAGCACUUUAUUAGGAACACCUGGAUGGAACCGCCUUGUUGAUGAGAGGGUUCACCGGAGAACGGCCAGACUGGUUUAAGCUGACAGAAAGGCUACAGUAACUCAGAUAACCUCUCUGUACAAUUGUGGUGAGCAGAAAAGCAUCUCAAAAUGCACAACACAGUGAACACUGAGGUGGAUGACUACGUUGGGUUCCACUUCUGUCAGUCAAGAACAGAAAGCUGAGGCUGCAGUGGGCACAGGAUCACCACAACUGGACAGGUGAAGAGUGAAAAAACGUAGCCUGGUCUGAUGAACCUCGAUUUCUGCUGAGGCUCACAGAUGGUGGCGUCAGAAUUUGGCACCAACAGCAUGAAUUAGUGUUCCUAAUAAUGUGCUCUGUGACUGUAGAUUAGAUCUUUUUGUUACAGGGUCAGACCAAAGCUGUUCAUUUUUGUUCUCUUCUAAACUUUUUUUCCUCUAGAUUUUAAAGAAAUUAUAUAAAUACUGCAUGAUUAAUUUUCUGUUGUAUAAAAUUAGUUUCUGUAUUUAAACUUUUUUUUUUUAGCAAAAAAAAGCCAACAGUUAUUGAAAAUAAAUUUAUGCGCAACACUUGGGUGUUAGUACUCGGACGGAAAAAUGGAUUUCCAUCAAAAUCAAAUCGUGAAACUUUCAUUUUCAGCAUCUGUGUAAUUUCUGAUUUAUUGUCAGUGUGAAGGCAGCCAUAGAAAGUAAUGGCUACCCUUUAUGAUGUUCUUCUUUUUGUUUUUACAUAUUAAAAUAUUGCACAUAUUUGAUAUUAUAAUUGUAUUAAAAAUGUAAUGGACUUUAUUUAAAAGAGAAACAUUGUAAAGAUGAACAUUGUAAUGGUUUGAGUGGACUCAAUCCCCCAUGAUGCAUUUAUGUAUGUCACUUCCUGUGAAAUGUUUGUUGCUCUGGAAAGAGGGUCUUUUACUUAAAUUGAAUAAAAUGGGAAUAGAAGGCAAAA
Neoarius graeffei (lesser salmon catfish) is the source of this 6414-nucleotide messenger RNA. RefSeq names its product NACHT, LRR and PYD domains-containing protein 12-like. Bases 230 to 4999 code for a protein of 1589 amino acids. Gene Ontology annotation, molecular function: protein binding. Lineage: Eukaryota; Metazoa; Chordata; Actinopteri; Siluriformes; Ariidae. The transcript is spliced from 22 exons. The record is from RefSeq and is a predicted model, not a curated record.